AUGAUAUCCCAACGCCUUAUCUUUGCUUUUCGUAGUAGUACAAGGUGUUGGCGACAUCCGAUAGCUUUUGUGGAGGCCCGGAAGCGUGGCGGCUGGCGCUGCUUCUCGACACCGGUUUGUAGCCGCGGGUCCCCGGUCAUGGAGGAGAUACUGGCCCGAGUGGUUGCACCUUUACCCACAUACGAGACCAGAGACAAGGCGCCCCCUCCACCUGAAUCCAACAGUCUGGAGUUUAUGCAUUUCUACAAAAGUUUGGACACGGAAGAUAAGCUCAGUUUGCUCACAAAACUAUCACAAGACUUUGGUGUUGAUCACAAAAGUGUCUCUGAGCUUGCUGUUAAGCUUUUGGACACUCAAAUUCGAGAUUUAGCAACCAUCUUGCAAGCUGAAGACAGGCUGCGUUACAGUCUAAUUCCUCGUUACAGACAAUUACUCAGCCAUAUCAGUAGGGUGGAAGGGGGAGUCAAGUUUUUGGUGGACCUUCGCACGGAUCUACUGGAAAUAAUUUCAUCUAAAGCGAGUGACAGUCCGCAAAUAAGGGAUCUAAACAGCACUCUGAAGAGCCUGUUGUCGGAGUGGUUCUCGGUGGGUCUGUUAAAACUAGAGAGGAUCACCUGGCAGUCACCCUGUGAUAUCCUUCAAAAGAUUAGCCAGUAUGAAGCAGUGCACCCUGUGAGGAACUGGACUGACCUGAAGCGCAGAGUGGGGCCAUAUCGUCGCUGUUACGCCUUCACGCAUGCUGCCAUGCCUGGAGAACCGCUGGUCGUACUUCACGUGGCCCUGACUGAGGAGAUUUCCAACAAUAUUCAGGGGAUUGUCAGGGAGUUUUCCACGCUGGAUGCAGAAGAGGAUGUGAAUAAAAUAAAUGCAGCAGUCUUCUACUCCAUCUCCUCCACUCAGGCUGGUCUGCAAGGCGUAGAACUGGGCAACUACCUCAUAAAACGAGUGGUGCGGGAGCUACAGAGUGAGUUUCCACACAUGUGCCAGUUCUCCAGUCUAUCUCCCAUCCCGGGCUUCACAUCAUGGCUGCAGGGUCUGUUGAACCAGUGCCGUAAGGAGGGCCGUGGUCUGGAGCUGCUGUCAGAGCAGGAGUGGAGGGAGGUGGAGCAGGCCACAGACUGUGCACCGGGCAUGGCGGCCAUGGAUGCCCUGAGGAAACUCAUCGGCACCGGUGAGUGGAUGCGCUCGGAAAGGCUCAGUCUGCUCCUGGAGCCUGUUCUUAUGCGCCUGUGUGCCUGGUACCUCUAUGGAGAGAAGAGGAGAGGAUACGCCCUCAACCCUGUGGCUAACUUCCACCUUCAGAAUGGAGCCACUAUGUGGAGGCUGAACUGGCACGCGGACACCAGCCCCAGGGGCAUGGCCAACUCUUGUGGCAUCAUGGUCAACUAUCGCUACUUCCUAAGUGAGACGUCCCACAACAGUGCACUCUACUUGCAGAACAAGGUCAUUACAGCGUCUGAGCAGGUGCUCAGCCUAGUGUCCCAGUUUCAGAAGAACAGCAAGUUAUGAUAUUAAAGUUCUUUUUGUUACUUUUUUGUAGAAAUAGGUUUUUAAUUACUUUAGUUGCUCAUUGUGCUGGGAAAAUGUAGCUUUUUUUUCAGCAUUAUUUGUUGUACUUACACAAAGACAUAAAUGUACAGCAUGCAUAAUACUGUGCCAAAACAUAAUCAUUGGGAAAUGUUUUGCAUUCAUGUACUUUCACACACCCUGUAUUUCAAGACUGGAUCCUUUCUAUCAUCUGUUUUUCUUGGCCUGUUUAUAGAUAAAACUACCCAGCACUUAUCAUAAUGCUGACUAAACACACUCAUUUUGUUGAAAGAACCAAUAUUCAUACAUAAAAAUAAAAUUCCAUUGUAUAGUUUUGGAUAUCUGUACAGUAUUUUGUUCAGAUGUUCUGAAUAAUGGCUUUACUGAUAAGUUCCAACAUUUUAACUGAAAUCCAGAUUUAAAACCAUUUAUACAUGACCUUGCGACUGUGACAGAGGUAAAAGUUUGAAUGAAGACAACAUCUGUGUAAGAUGUAUUUGCAUGGAUCAAUAUUUGACAUAUCUGAUGUUUAUUUUUACAUUCUAUCACAUUGAUUAUGUUUUGACUGUCUUUUGAUUAGUAUUUGGUCACUUUUGUUUACCUUAAACUUGAAAAGCCCUUAGUUGCCUCUUAUGUAGACAACAUUAUGAAACCCAUCUUUGAACACUUAUUUCUUAUUAUUUGUGUUUUUGUAUUUGGUUUUGUGGAUGUCAGCUUUGCCUUGAUGCACUCCUGGCUGGAGCUGUAUAAGACUGUGUGUGUGCUUCUAACUGAGACUGUAGCUAAUGAAGCACAGGCAUCCAUCAAUGCAGCCCCAUGUUUCCAGAUAACGGCGUGACAGAGCGCGGCUAUUGCAAUAAACAGUGUGGUAAUGCUGUAAUUUGGCUCAAUCGUCUGACUGCUGGGAGGCUAUUCAUUUAAUCUACACCUCCAGCGAAUAAAGUUGUCAAACUUUCAGCAUGUAAAAUCAGCUGUACUUGGAGACUUUAAAAUGUAAAAGUAUGCAAAAAAACAUAUUUCUUUGUCCCCAUCAGUGUUCAAUAAAACACCUCAAACUAUGGUGACAGAGCAAAGAUAUUCUGGCCUUUUUUGUGAUUUGUGUCUGAUGUUUUCAUUAUACUGAAUAAUGAAAUGCAUAGGAAUUUCAAGUUUACUCUGUCCUUAUUAAUACCAGAACACUAUGGAACACCCUCCCUCUGCCUGUGAGAUCCUCACAGUCUUUAACACAGUUUAAGACUAGACUAGCGACCCACCUCUUCUCCCCGGCAUUUAAUUCUAGCUAAACAGGAUCUUGGUGUUUUAUUGUCUCAUUUGCCUAAGUGUUAUAUUUUCUGUAUGUAAAACUGUGUAAAACUGAAUUGAAUUUAAUUAACACGAUUCACAAUGAAUAACUUACCCGUUUUACCAAGAUGUCUUUAUAUUUAGCAGUUUUGAUAUUUUAAGUACAAACAUAAUAAUAAGUACAAUCAACAAUAGAACACAUUUUUCAAAACAUACAUGACUGCAGGGCCCUUACUGUAUAUUUAUUCCUCCCUGGUUGAAAUGUGUAGUUUAUGUUCAUUCAUCCUAGCAGUGUCUCCGUGUCUUUCCUGUUUACAUUACUUACACACACAAGACUAAUAAUACUGAUUUACUGCUAAUCUGUUGUACCUCUACAGGUGCCAAGCGGGGCUCACAUCCCUUUGUUACGAAAUAAUACAUCACGCCAAGUUGACUGUGAAAUUACAUUUUAUAUCUCCGAGGGGUAAAACUUUCUUUUCACUUGCACUUUUUUUUUUCUCAUGCACUCGCUCUCCCCAGCUCCGCUAGCUUCCUCCCCUCCCUCUUUUUUGUGGUGCUGUUAUGUGUCCUAGAAACUAAUGGAGUGAGAAAUAAAGUUAAGGCAAAUGGCCAGAUUGAUGGCGCUGAGAUGUGAAGUAGGAGGAGAGUAAAAAAGCAUUGUUUAACGGAUGCCCUUGAGAGAUGCUCCCUGGAUGAGUAGACAUGUGUGUGUGUGCGGAGUGGACCCUGACGUAUGUGCUACACAGAAAAGAGAAGUGAGUGGUGGGUUGCCAUAGAAACAGCAUGACUACCCCUUCUCAACUUUCUUGUCACCUUUGCCAUAUAGUGCCUACAUAUCAAGUGCACAGACAGAAUAGAAAUGUCUUUUAUUGAGCACAAAUUUGGCAAGCUGAGACAUGAUUCGUUUGUCCGGAGUGUAGGCCAUACAAGGUUAAAAAUAAAACAUUAACUGACAAAGAGUAGCCGAACCCUCAUGCCCUAAACCGACAUGCAAUACUAAAUAGUACAAAAUAAGUGCUGUUACGAUCCCAUCUGUACUUUAAAUGGUGACGUCACUGAACAAGUCCCUCAUUAUAAAUAACUGUAUUUGAUUGGAUAACAAAUACAUAAAGCACACACUGACAACCUUUCACAAAAACUUUAAAUUCAAAUAGGUUUUGUUUACAGAAAUAAAGCCUGUUUUUCAUAUACAAAUUGGAAAACACUGAGUCAAUCUACAAUCCUUUCUUCACUGGAUUAUAGUGACAUUAUUUAUGGUCACGCAGCAAACAGUACCUUAAAAAAUCUUUAUACUAUCUACCACAGUGCACUUCGUUUUAUUACUUUUGACAAUUACUAUACUCACUGCUGUGAUCUGUAGGGCAGGGUUGGCUGGACCUGACUGCAGAUUUAUACACACCCACGUUUUCAUUUACAAAGCUUUACUGGUAAAACUUCCACAGUAUCUCACCUCCCUGAUUCAAUUUAAUUCUCAUCUUUACCAUACCAGGACUUAGGAGAGAUUGACCUUAGCAGUAGCACAAAUCUACACAGUACAAGGGAAAAGUAAUUUUAGAUUUUAUGCCCCUAAUUUAUAGAAUAGUAUCAUAAACAUAAACAACUGAAACUAAACUGAAUACCUUGUGCACCUUAAGUGAAUUUAAACAGUCUUUUCAGACUAUUGUAAUUGUUUUAACUGUUCAGUAAAUAUUUAUAUGUACAUAUUACUAUGCGUUUUAUUAAUUGCAAAUGUUGUAUGUUUUAAUUGUGAAUGGUAUGCAAUCUCAAUGGGACUUCCUGAUAAAAUAAAAUAAAAAAUAAUGUGUUU
Molecule: messenger RNA, 4615 nt
Organism: Periophthalmus magnuspinnatus
Lineage: Eukaryota; Metazoa; Chordata; Actinopteri; Gobiiformes; Gobiidae
Gene: mlycd
Product: malonyl-CoA decarboxylase
Exons: 5
Coding region: 1-1509 (502 amino acids)
Biological process (GO): malonyl-CoA catabolic process; acetyl-CoA biosynthetic process; fatty acid biosynthetic process
Cellular component (GO): mitochondrial matrix; peroxisomal matrix
Molecular function (GO): malonyl-CoA decarboxylase activity
Source: RefSeq, a predicted model, not a curated record